This is a messenger RNA of Striga hermonthica, 2964 nucleotides long. The record is from the annotation of a GenBank genome assembly. NCBI's taxonomy places the organism in Eukaryota, Viridiplantae, Streptophyta, Magnoliopsida, Lamiales, Orobanchaceae.
AUGUGGGGAGGCGACGGCAUUUUAGGCGUAAAAGGCAACAUCAGAUCACCUGGCACAAGCAAUCUAAGAAUCCGAACUCUGUUCUUGAGAAGACGAGAAAAAUGGCUGGUGAUUCUCGGUGUACUGCUCCACGCAGCUUACAUGCUAAGCAUUUUUGAUAUUUACUUCAAGACCCCAAUCGUCCAUGGCAUGGACCCCGUCGAGCCCCGGUUCGCCGCUCCCGCCAAGCGCCUCCUUCUCCUCGUUGCUGAUGGUUUAAGGGCGGACAAGUUCUUCGAGCCCGAUUCGAGUGGGAAUUACAGGGCGCCGUUUUUGAGGAGUGUGAUUAAGGAGCGUGGCCGUUGGGGAGUGUCCCACGCGCGGCCUCCCACUGAGUCGAGACCUGGUCAUGUUGCCAUUAUUGCUGGAUUUUACGAAGAUCCUAGUGCUGUUACUAAAGGGUGGAAAGCAAACCCCGUUGAGUUUGACUCGGUGUUCAAUAGGAGUCGGCAUACAUUUGCAUUUGGCAGCCCGGACAUUAUUCCUAUAUUUUGUGGUGCUUUGCCACACAGCACAUGGAAGUCCUAUCCACAUGAGUAUGAAGAUUUUGCAACUGAUGCUUCGUUUUUGGAUGAGUGGUCGCUCGAUCAAUUUCAGAGCCUUCUGAACAGGUCCAAUGAUGAUACAAAGUUAAAGCAUCUUCUUCAACAAGAUAACAUCGUCAUAUUCUUGCACCUUCUUGGUUGUGACUCAAAUGGUCACGCUCAUCGGCCCUAUUCACCUGUCUAUCUCAAUAACGUUAAGGUUGUUGAUCAUAUUGCUGAAAGAGUUUAUAAUCUUGUCCAGAGUUAUUUCAAGGACAAUUUGACAGCAUAUGUGUUCACAGCCGAUCAUGGGAUGAGCGAUAAAGGAAGUCAUGGAGAUGGGCAUCCUUCAAACACAGAUACUCCUCUCGUUGCUUGGGGAGCUGGUGUUGGGCAGCCUGUUCCGAUUUCGGACAAUCAUAACCAUAAUGAUAAUGCUCGGUUUGUUGAUGACCACGCACAUGACUUGGCCACACCAUCAGAUUGGGGUCUUGAUGAUUUACAGAGAAUGGAUGUGAAUCAAGCUGAUAUUGCACCUUUGAUGUCAACCCUUCUAGGUUUGCCGAGUCCAGUUAACUCAGUUGGAAACUUGCCACUUGAGUAUGUUAAUUUCAAUAAGGUUGAAGAAGUAGAAGCUGUUCUGGCUAACACGAAGCAAAUCCUCAAUCAAUUUCUUCAGAAAUCACAUAUGAAGCAGUCGAAUUCAUUAUAUUUCAAGCCUUUCAAACCCUUAUCUAAUUACACUUUGGUUUUGGAUCAAAUUGAGCAUCUACUGUCUAUUAAGGACUACAAGGCUGCAAAAAUGCUAUCCGAAAAUCUUCGAAGCUUGGCACUAGAAGGGCUUCACUAUUUUCAAACCUAUGAUUGGUUCAUGCUCAUGACAGUAAUUCCACUCGGCUAUAUUGGAUGGAUGAUCUAUCUGAUAAUUCAUGUUUUGCAAUCUUAUACCACAAUACCUGGAAAAAUUUUCAAUAAGGACCAAUCGGUUUACCUUAGAACGAACACAGGGAAGGUUUAUGUCUAUGGAUGCCUCCUGAUUGGAUUAGUGUGUACUAUUCUGCUGAUGGAACAUUCUCCUCCUCUGUACCAUGCAUAUUUUGGAAUGACGAUAUUCCUUUGGAUUCAAAUCUUCUGUGAAUAUCAGUUCUUGAAAGCACUAUGGAGAUACAUGCUUGGACAUGAAAUUAGUUACUUUGUGAAACUUUUUGCUAGUUCUAUUAUAUCACUUCUCAUUCUUGAGAUAUUGGUGAAAAGCUUCACUGACAGGAAGAUCUAUACUUGGAGUUUCUUGCUUGUUGGGGUUAUUGCUACUGUUUAUCUUCUUUACUCUAUAGCAUUGAACUCAGGAAUACCAGUUUUUGUAUGGCUAGCAUGUUGGUUUUUGUCCAUUUUUACAAUGAUGCCAGCUGAAAUUCCGGAUAAUACUAACCUUGUUAUUUUCGGUGGAUUUAUGAUUGUGAUAAUUGGAGUAGCAGCAAGAUAUGUGGAUUCGUAUGUUGCAGACAGCAAAUACUGGUUUUCUCUAACUCAAGAAAAGACGAAAUCUAAAUACCAUAUCCUUUUCUUGCUUCAGGCCUUACUAGUUGUCCUUUCAUCACUUAUGGUAUCUCUAUCAACCUCUCGUAGAACAGAAAAGCAAGAACUGCUUGCACUCCACCAAGUGAUAAAUUGGUUAAUUGCUGGUUUAUCACUGGUACUCCCACUUUUUUCAGCAACUAGUCUCUUGUCUAGGCUAACUUCCAUAUAUCUCGGUUUUGCACCCGCAUUCCUUUUGCUGUCAAUAGGAUAUGAAGCUGCAUUUUAUGGUGCUCUUGGUCUUGCACUUAUGGCAUGGAUACUUUUCGAGAACAUUGGCCUAUAUACAAACAAGGCUAAUAAAUCUUCGAGUUCUAUUGAGAGCUAUGAAAACCUUGCCUUUGCCGCCAAUGAUAGGUGCCUGCAGUUAUCUGAUAUGAGAAUUCCUUUAGCAUUUAUGGUCUUCUUCAAUAUUGCAUUCUUCGGAACCGGAAACUUUGCUAGCAUUGCUAGUUUUGAGAUAUCUUCUGUUUAUCGAUUCAUCACAAUCUUCAGCCCAUUUCUGAUGGCAGCCCUACUCAUUUUCAAACUUUUGAUACCAUUUGUGCUUGUCAUAUGCACAUUUACAGCAAUCACGAGAUUAAUCAGAGUACCGCUUUGGGGAUGCUACUUUCUUGUCAUUAUUUGUUCAGACGUGAUGACGAUUCACUUUUUCUUCCUGGUUCAAAAUACAGGAAGCUGGAUGGAAAUCGGCAACAGCAUAAGCCAUUUCGGGAUUAUGAGUGCUCAAGUUGUGUUUGUUCUACUGCUUUUCGCCCUUACGAGCAUAUACACUAAAGACAUUCGAACGAGAUCUUCUAAGCGGCUUUCCCAGAAAGAAAUGUGA